Molecule: messenger RNA, 1484 nt
Organism: Oryzias latipes (Japanese medaka)
Lineage: Eukaryota; Metazoa; Chordata; Actinopteri; Beloniformes; Adrianichthyidae
Gene: faim2b
Product: Fas apoptotic inhibitory molecule 2b
Biological process (GO): negative regulation of apoptotic signaling pathway
Cellular component (GO): endoplasmic reticulum; membrane; Golgi apparatus
Source: RefSeq, a predicted model, not a curated record
AGAGCAACCAACUCCUCCACAAACAACCGGCACCAAAACACUGAGCACAGGCGCUGAGGAGCCCGCAGGUUUGGUGGAUUUAACAGCAGUUUGGCAGCAGAAGGAAGGAAGGCCUCCUUCACAUCUGCAACACAGGAGCAAGAAGGGACCACCAUGAAAAAGGGAAAGGUAGGCGACGACAUCGAACCUCCGAGCUAUCAGGAGGCAACAGCAGGUUAUGGCGAAAUGGAGGCCCAGUUCGCCUGGGACGACAAGACCAUCAGGAGGACUUUCAUCAGAAAGGUGUAUGCCAUCCUCAUGCUCCAGCUGUCCGUCACAGUCGGGAUCGUUAGUCUCUUCACAUUUUGUGCCCCCGUGAGGUUUUACAUUCAAACUCAUCCAAACUUGUACAUGAUGUCCUACGUGAUGUUUCUUGUCACCUACAUCAUGCUCUCCUGCUGCGGAGACCUCAGGAGGAAAUUUCCCUGGAAUGCCCUUUUGCUGCUUCUCUUUACUCUAAGCAUGGCCUUCAUGAUGGGGUUCGUGUCCAGCUUUUACAACACCAAGUCGGUGAUCCUAUGUCUGGGAAUCACAACUCUGGUUUGUCUCUCCGUCACCAUCUUCAGCUUCCAGAGCAAAAUUGAUGUCACGUCCUACCAGGGAGUCCUUUUCUCUAUGUGCAUGGCUAUGCUUCUGUGCGCCAUCACCAUCUCCAUAGUCGUCCCUUUUGGAUAUGUUCCCUGGUUACAUGCCAUCUAUGCUGUGAUAGGAGCCAUCCUCUUCACUCUAUUCUUGGCGUUUGACACCCAGCUGCUUUUAGGGAACAAACGAUACAGCAUAAGCCCAGAGGAGUACAUCUUUGCCACCCUCAGCCUCUACCUGGACGUCAUCUACCUUUUCAGCUUCAUGCUUCAGCUCCUGGGAGGAGGUCGCGAGUGACUCCUCCUCCAGUGUUGGGACUCCUCUAACAAUCUAAACUCCUGAGAAUAAAAGCAGGACAGUUUGACCAAAGUGCUCCAACGUUACUGUAAAUAUAUAAACCCCACACAACUCACUUCUGCCUCGCGUUCAACAUCUGUACUGGUUAGAUGUUUGUGAUUCAACCCUUCAGUCUAUAGAAGAGAUCGUUUUAAAAUGAAAUUUAAACUUUUAAACUCAGCAGGAUUGAGUUUCUUUAUCCUUACAGAGGAUAAACAGUCCCUUUUGUACAAUUUUAUAAAAAAAGGACAAUUUUAGAUGAUGUUUGCAGGGUUCUGCAGAACCGUUCUUUCUUGAUGUUAGACGUUUUUUGGGAAAUACUGCUCAACGCGGUCCAUUUAAGUCACUAGAGACUUGUUUAAUUAUUAUCGUGAAUCGAUUGUGGCCUUUCAGAUGAGAUAGAAAAUCACCUCAGAGAAACAAGAUGAGAGUUAAAAAAAGGCUUCUGUGUAGAGAUGUGAACUGUAAUGCUUCUUUUUUGUAAGUAUGAAUACUGUUCAACAAUAAAGAUGUAAUUCAAAGACUGA